AUGCUGUUCCCUCUGGUGCUGUGUGCCCUUGUGCUAACAGGGAGUGGCAAAGUUCAAGAGGAUGAGUGGAUUGACCCCACGGAUAUGCUCAAUUACGAUGCAGCGUCAGGAACGAUGAGAAGACCUUACAAGGCAAACUAUCAUGACCCUGAGGAUAAGACUGUGGAUACAGUCAGUACUGAAAUCUUGACGAGUUGUUCCAGGGAAACAGCUUCCCUGCAGCAGAAGAUUGCAGACUGUGAGAAGAGGAAUGCCAAAUCACAUGAAAGCCGUAGCUUUUAUAUUUUUAAGCGAUACUUGAAUAAGAUUUUAAAUGAAGCUGGAAAACUUGGCCUUCCUGAGGAAGAUGUGGACCACGUCCAUUACGAUGCUGAGAUCAUCCUUACAAAACAGACGUACUUGGAGAUCCUGAGGUUUCUCCGUGAGGACACUUGGCAGUCAGGGGCUGUGGAUGAUGCACUUAGUGAUAUUUUGAUCAAUUUUAAGCACCAUGAUUAUAAAGCUUGGCACUGGAGAUUUGAAGACACUUUUGGAAUUGAUCUAUACAAUAUGUUUCUGAUACUUUUGUGCUUAGUGUGCAUUGUAAUUGUAAUAGCUACAGAGCUCUGGACACGUAUUCAUUGGUUUGUUCAGCUGAAACGUGUUUUAUUAAUAAGUUUUCUCAUCAGUUUUGCAUGGAAUUGGCUUUACUUGUAUAAGCUGGCCUUUGCGCAGCAUCAAGCAGAAAUAGCGAAAAUGGGGCAGUUUGAUAAUAUCUGUGCUGAGAAGUUGGACUGGAGGGAAAGUCUUAUUGAAUGGCUCAGAAGUAAAUGGACGUUUCAGGACGAUCCCUGUCAGAAGUACUAUGAAACUCUACUAGUCAAUCCUGUUCUGUUGGUUCCACCAACAAAGGCAUUGGCAAUUACUUUCACCAACUUCGUAACUGAGCCCUUGAAGCACGUAGGACAAGGUUUUGGUGAAUUCAUCAAGGCACUUAUGAAGGAGAUACCGUUUAUUCUGCAGGUUCCAGUGCUAAUUAUGAUGGCUCUGGCUGUCCUGGCUUUCUGCUAUGGUGCAGGAUCAUCUGUGUCCGUAUUAAGAUACGUCACAUCUUUUCAGAAGAGAAGUCUUCCUCCACCUGAUAGUCAGCAGGAGCAAAUAGACUUUGGACAGUAUGAUGGGAGUAAAUCAGAUGGCUAUUAUUUGCAGAAGGUUCCUUACGUUUAUAGAGGACCCUGUGACAGAGGAGACGCUCCUACGAGACCAGGAAAUGGCAGCAGAAGUCCUGACACUGUGCAUAAAAGCGAAAAGCCAGAUACGCAAGUAGAAGAGUCUCACAAACCAGAACCUGGUAAUAGAUUGCACACUGAGUCUGAAGUUUGUAGACUAGAAACUAUCACAGCUGGAAACCUUACUGAAGAACAUGUACUUGAGCAGCAGAAACAAGAGACAGGCAAAGCAGAGCAAGAGACUGGAGAAAACUGCGAUCCUAAUAAAAACCUAGAAGGGAAAUGUGCUGCGACGGAACCACAUGAAGAGAAGAAAAAGAGCAGUUCGCAUGACUCACGGGAAGGAGACUAA
Molecule: messenger RNA, 1560 nt
Organism: Pterocles gutturalis (yellow-throated sandgrouse)
Lineage: Eukaryota; Metazoa; Chordata; Aves; Pterocliformes; Pteroclidae
Gene: CLCC1
Product: chloride channel CLIC-like 1
Exons: 10
Coding region: 1-1560 (519 amino acids)
Cellular component (GO): endoplasmic reticulum; membrane
Molecular function (GO): chloride channel activity
Source: RefSeq, a predicted model, not a curated record